AGCUCAUCCGGCGCAUCGCUGACGGCAUUCACGGGCGGGAUGUGUGCUCAUCCAAGGGUGUCCAUUAUCGUGUAGCUCACAGCGACCCUCUGGCGAUCGAAGCAGCAGAAGUUCACGACAAAUUCAAUCGUUGCGUAGUGGGAGCUGUGAUGAAACUUCUGCCUGCUACACCCGAGCGUUGAUAACCAGCUCUAAGCCUGCCUCAAUCACUUCCAGCCAUGAGCUAAGGUACCGAGCGAGUCGCAAACUAUCAACCUUGAGCCUCAUAGGCCCCCUUCGUGAUCGCCUGGCCACACAAUAUCGGCUUAACUCACCAUGGCAUCCGCUUCACGGAACGGUGCCCGCUUCCAGCCGCUUCCCUCGGGACCUUCAGGGCCGGGCUCCACCUCCUCAAGGUCGUCCUUUGACUCAACGUCAGAUCCCAACGAUGCCGACGACGAAGCUUUCGCCCUUCUAUCCGAUGCCGAUGCCGAUGCCGCAUCUCUUCUUUCGGAUGACAUCGAGCUUGAAGAGUUGUCUACUGCCGGACCGUCUGUCGGCUCGGGCUCUCGUCUGGCCAAGACUCGCUCGGAGAUGGAUCAACGGUUCCAAGAUGCCAUCAACGCUGAACGUACCAUGGCACCGCGAGAUGCCAUCCGCGCCUAUCCGAUGGCCGUGUUCUGGAGUCUCGUCGUAUCUCUAUGUGUGAUCAUGGAAGGCUACGACACCAUCCUCAUCGGCAGCUUCUUCGCUCACCCAGAGUUCGCUAAGAAAUUCGGCGACGGUAAAGACAAUGAAGGCCGAGACCAGCUCUCAGCUCUCUGGCAAGCCGUGCUCGGCAACAGCAGUACCUUCGGCUGCAUCAUCGGAGUCAUUGCCAACGGAUUCCUCGUCGAGCGGUGUGGCCAAAAGACCGCCCUCAUCAGCUCCCUAUUCGUGCUCUCCGGCUGCAUCUUCAUCACCUUCUUCGCGACCAACAAGACCAUGCUCAUGCUUGGCCAGAUCGCGUGCGGCUUGCCCUGGGGCGUCUUCGCAUCGUCGGCACCCGCGUACGCAUCUGAGGUCUUGCCGUUGACGCUGCGGGUGUACCUGACGACGUGGACCAACAUGUGCUUCAUCAUCGGCCAGCUCAUGUCUGCGGCCGUGCUCGCGGGACUACUGCCACGGAAGGAUGAAUGGUCAUACCGGAUCCCGUUCGCGUUGCAGUGGUCCUGGCCGGUGCUGCUCAUCCCCCUGCUGGUGUUUGCGCCAGAAUCCCCAUGGCAUCUUGUCCGGACCGGACAGCUGGACAAGGCAGAAAAGGCUUUACUGCGUCUACAGAGACGGAAAGUCAACAAUCUAGACGCCAAAGUCCGUCUGCGGGAAAUUAUAGAAACCGAUCGAAUGGAGCAGGAGCACCAGACAGGAACAACCUACUGGGACUGCUUCCGCGGCGUCGAACGUCGCCGCACAGAAAUCGCCUGCGUAGCAUUCGCAGGCCAAGUGCUUUCCGGUUCAAGCUUUGCCUAUAACUCGGUCUAUUUCUUUCAGCAAGCCGGGCUGAAUCCGCAGGACGACUACAACCUCAACGUCGGUGGUACCGCGCUGGCCCUGGUCGGGACCGUCGUCAACUGGGUCGCGCUGAUGCCGUACUUUGGUCGUCGUCGCAUCUAUCUCUGGGGCAUGUUCAGCAUGUCUACGAUACUCUUCAUCAUUGGCAUCCUCGACAGGAUAGGGCGGUUGCCGAAUGCACCCUCGUCACCUAUAGGCUGGGUCCAGGCCUGUCUUACUCUUGUCUGGACCUUUAUCUUCCAGCUGUCUGUCGGUCAGCUUGGAUGGGCCAUACCUGCCGAGGUCGGGUCAACGCGUCUCCGGCAGAAGACUAUUUGCGUUGCCAGAUCUACCUACUACGUUAUGAAUUUACUGGCCAAUGCCUUCCAGCCAUUCUUCAUCAACCCGAACGCGCUAAACCUCAAGGGUACUACAGGCUUCGUUUGGGGAACUUCAGCGUUCCUCACGUUCAUAUGGGCAUUUUUCCGAUUGCCGGAAACAAAGGGGCGAACGUACGAGGAGCUGGAUUAUCUCUUCCAUAACAACACCGCGACAAGGCAAUUUGAUAAGACAGAGGUGGAUGUUUUCGAAGGGGGUUAUGAGAAGGUGUCGCCACCAAUGUCUCGAUGAAAUUCUUCAAGCUCUCUCGUUGGAUCCAGUUAUCUGGCAAGAUCGGUACUUACUUACAUAGAGGGAAGGAAUAGAGAAUACGCUUAGGUUGUAAGACGCACCGGCACUGGCUAGUCAACGUGUGUGAUAUGAAGUCUCGCUCGUGAUCCGAAGAGAGAACCAAUCUUUUAUUGUCUCAUAUAUAACUUUCACGGGACUGAGACGACCUAUCCCACAGUUGGAUUUCCUUUGAACUCACAGCCAUUAGUCGAUUAUCUGUUGGAUACUGUUGGCCAUUUGAGGCCUUGAAUGAAUCGUUUCCUGGCACACAUGCACUCAUCUCACAGCUUGAGACCAGGGGCUUGCAUUAUGACGUAGUGAACGACUACGCGUACCCUUGGAGUUAUUUCUUCGAUCCCG
Molecule: messenger RNA, 2538 nt
Organism: Colletotrichum godetiae
Lineage: Eukaryota; Fungi; Ascomycota; Sordariomycetes; Glomerellales; Glomerellaceae
Product: sugar porter family MFS transporter
Exons: 2
Coding region: 316-2139 (607 amino acids)
Biological process (GO): transmembrane transport; carbohydrate transport
Cellular component (GO): membrane
Molecular function (GO): carbohydrate:proton symporter activity
Source: RefSeq, a predicted model, not a curated record